Molecule: messenger RNA, 9506 nt
Organism: Lymnaea stagnalis (great pond snail)
Lineage: Eukaryota; Metazoa; Mollusca; Gastropoda; Lymnaeidae
Source: the annotation of a GenBank genome assembly
CACAAAUCUACUUUAAUUAGUGUUUUAAAGUAUUUAGACCUUUCUGUGUUGUGAAGGUCUGGGGGGUCACGUCAGGAAUGGCGUCCACACUUAAAUCUUUGAUUUCACUGCAUUUGGUCAUCUCAAUUUUUACAAUACUUGCGAGAUGUCAGGUCAGUUGUAUAAGAUACACAUCAUUACAAACUCUCUAUUUAACGUGUGUGCUUAUGGUUGCGUAUUUUAAAAAAGCAGUUAUACAUUUAUAAAAAUCUUUGUCUAUCAAACUUCUAAAACUAACUCUCGCCAUAAAUUAUGUUGACAUAAACUGUUAGGACUUUUGGAUAGUUUUACGUUUUCAAUUAUAAACACCAUUCAACGAGUUAAAAAGGAUUUGUUUAAUCUGAACUUUUAUAAAUGAGAUAAAUGUAGAGGAUUCAUAAAAGUAACUUUAUUUUGACCUACAUUUGAUCUACAUUUAACCUUCUGCACUAAAAAAUUUUUGUGUAAAAAUAAAUACCUAAUAACUUUAAAGUAAAAAAAAAAAAAAAAAAGGUAAAUGAUUAAUUUGUUAUCUGACGAUGUAUGUAAAAACAUUACAUUCUAUCAACGGUUCAUGAAAUGACAUUAAUUUUGUUUAUGUCUGACUGUGACCGGCCGUAGCCACUUUAGUUUUAUUUGUUUGCUGUCAGCUUCUCCCCGUUGAAGAUCCCAACUUCAGCACAGACGGCCAGGAGAUAGGGAUGGUUUCAGCCGUUGAUAUUGACUCUGACGGCGACCUCUACGUCUUCCACAGAACCGACAGGCCCUGGACCGAUGAGUGAGAGCACUGUGUUUAGCAGGAAACUAAAACUUACCAUUUUAGGAAUUUUCUUAGUAAAACUGGUGGUGUUCCGAGUGAGGGCUCUCUGGCAUUUACAAGGGUUUUGUCAUUUCUAGAAAUACUCAACUGACAAAUUUGGUUAAAAAUACGCAUUUUGAGCCAGUGUUUCACUAUCAAAGACACAUUUUGGAAUGGGAGGAAAACACGUUAAAUAGUGUAUAGGCCUACCUUUCCAUGAAUUAUGAAGGUGCACUUUUCUAUAAAUUAUGUAGACAUAGCUUUCUAUAAAUAAUGUAGGCAUUCCCUUCUAUAAAUUAUGUAGUCAUACCCUUCUAUAAAUUAUGUAGCCGUUCCCUUCUAUAAAUUAAGUAGGCAUUCCCUUCUAUAAAUUAUGUAGCCGUUCCCUUCUAUAAAUUAUGUAGGCGUUCACUUCUAUAAAUUAUGUAGGCGUUCCCUUCUAUAAAUAAUGUAGGCAUUCACUUCUAUAAAUUAUGUAGGCAUUCACUUCUAUAAAUUAUGUAGGCGUUCCUUUCUAUAAAUUAUGUAGGCAUUCACUUCUAUAAAUUAUGUAGGCAUUCACUUCUAUAAAUUAUGUAGGCGUUCCUUUCUAUAAAUUAUGUAGGCAUUCCUUUCUAUAAAUUAUGUAGGCAUUCACUUCUAUAAAUUAUGUAGUCAUACCCUUCUAUAAAUUAUGUAGGCGUUCCUUUCUAUAAAUUAUGUAGGCAUUCACUUCUAUAAAUUAUGUAGGCAUUCACUUCUAUAAAUUAUGUAGGCAUUCACUUCUAUAAAUUAUGUAGGCAUUCACUUCUAUAAAUUAUGUAGGCAUUCACUUCUAUAAAUUAUGCAGGUAUUCACUUCUAUAAAUUAUGUUGGCGUUCCUUUCUAUAAAUUAUGUAGGCGUUCCUUUCUAUAAAUUAUGUAGGCAUUCACUUCUAUAAAUUAUGUAGUCAUACCCUUCUAUAAAUUAUGUAGGCGUUCCUUUCCAUAAAUUAUGUAGACAUUCACUUCUAUAAAUUAUGUAGGCAUUCACUUCUAUAAAUUAUGUAGGCAUUCACUUCUAUAAAUUAUGUAGGCGUUCCUUUCUAUAAAUUAUGUAGGCAUUCCUCUCUAUAAAUUAUGUAGGCAUUCACUUCUAUAAACUAUGUAGGCAUUCACUUCUAUAAAUUAUGUAGGCAUUCACUUCUAUAAAUUAUGUAGGCAUUCACUUCUAUAAAUUAUGUAGGCGUUCCUUUCUAUAAAUUAUGUAGGCAUUCCUUUCUAUAAAUUAUGUAGGCAUUCACUUCUAUAAAUUAUGUAGGCGUUCCUUUCUAUAAAUUAUGUAGGCAUUCAAUUCUAUAAAUUAUGUAGGCAUUCACUUCUAUAAAUUAUGUGGGCGUUCCUUUCUAUAAAUUAUGUAGGCAUUCACUUCUAUAAAUUAUGUAGGCGUUCCCUUCUAUAAAUUAUGUAGGCAUUCCUUUCUAUAAAUUAUGUAGGCAUUCACUUCUAUAAAUUAUGUAGGCGUUCCCUUCUAUAAAUUAUGUAGUCAUACCCUUCUAAAAAUUAUGUAGGCAUUCCUUUCUAUAAAUUAUGUAGGCAUUCACUUCUAUAAAUUAUGUAGGCGUUCCCUUCUAUAAAUUAUGUAGGCGUUCCUUUCUAUAAAUUAUGUAGGCAUUCGUUUCUAUAAAUUAUGUAGGCAUUCCCUUCUAUAAAUUAUUUAGGCGUUCCUUUCUAUAAAUUAUGUAGGCGUUCCUUUCUAUAAAUUAUGUAGGCAUUCCUUUCUAUAAAUUAUUUAGGCAUUCACUUCUAUAAAUUAUGUUGGCGUUCCCUUCUAUAAAUUAUGUAGGCAUUCACUUCUAUAAAUUAUGUAGGCAUUCACUUCUAUAAAUUAUGUAGGCAUUCACUUCUAUAAAUUAUGUAGGCAUUCACUUCUAUAAAUUAUGUAGGCGUUCCUUUCUAUAAAUUAUGUAGGCAUUCACUUCUAUAAAUUAUGUAGGCGUUCCUUUCUAUAAAUUAUGUAGGCAUUCACUUCUUUACAUUAUGUAGGCAUUCACUUCUAUAAAUUAUGUAGGCGUUCCUUUCUAUAAAUUAUGUAGGCAUUCACUUCUAUAAAUUAUGUAGGCGUUCCCUUCUAUAAAUUAUGUAGGCAUUCCUUUCUAUAAAUUAUGUAGGCAUUCACUUCUAUAAAUUAUGUAGGCGUUCCCUUCUAUAAAUUAUGUAGUCAUACCCUUCUAAAAAUUAUGUAGGCAUUCCUUUCUAUAAAUUAUGUAGGCAUUCACUUCUAUAAAUUAUGUAGGCGUUCCCUUCUAUAAAUUAUGUAGGCGUUCCUUUCUAUAAAUUAUGUAGGCAUUCGUUUCUAUAAAUUAUGUAGGCGUUCCCUUCUAUAAAUUAUUUAGGCGUUCCUUUCUAUAAAUUAUGUAGGCAUUCCUUUCUAUAAAUUAUGUAGGCAUUCCUUUCUAUAAAUUAUGUAGGCAUUCACUUCUAUAAAUUAUGUUGGCGUUCCCUUUUAUAAAUUAUGUAGGCAUUCCUUUCUAUAAAUUAUGUAGGCAUUCCCUUCUAUAAAUUAUGUAGGCAUUCCUUUCUAUAAAUUAUUUAGGCAUUCCCUUCUAUAAAUUAUGUAGGCAUUCCUUUCUAUAAAUUAUGUAGGCAUUCACUUCUAUAAAUUAUGUUGGCGUUCCCUUCUAUAAAUUAUGUAAGCAUACGCUUCUAAAAAUUAUAUAGGCAUUCCCUUCUAUAAAUUAUGUAGGCAUUCUCCUUUUUUUUUUUUAAAUAGCGGAAUGCCACUGAGUAAAGAUCAAAUGGACAAGACACCGUGUUUAUUUUAAAAAAAAAUAUUAUUUUACGUAAUAAUCAUAAUUACUAUUCAAUAAUGUAAACUAUUCUGAAAGGGGAGCUUUCAGUGGAUUACAAGCUAUUUUAUUUAAUUAAACUGCAUUUAUAAUAAAUACCACCGGGCUAUGCCUUUUGAAGUGUUGGAAAUUUAUCCUCUCUCAUUGUUUCCAGCACAUUUCUGCCCAACCGUAACGUACUUUCGGCAAUAGGGAAAGUGCCCAUCUCUAAGGACACAAUUUUCAUUGUUGACCCUAACACUGGCCGGAAAAAGUCGAGUUUCGGAAACAAUUUGUGAGUAAAAAGUUCAAAGGAAAAUGAUUUUAUUGCGUCAUUUUGUUAAUUUGUUUUUUUUAAAAACUCAAACACGAUUUUUAUUAUUCACUGAGAAACCACGAAAAUGAAGAGUCCAUAAUGAGAAUAAUGAUCCCAUUACUUGGCAGAGUCCAUUGUGAGAAAAAUCCCUGUACUUGGAUGAGUUCAUGAAAAGACAUAAACAAAAUUGAGUGACCAAAAAGUGAACUUUCCUCUCAUUAUUGAACACUACCGUUGCGUCGAGUUAUUAACCGAUUUUUAAUGGUUCUCAAAUGUUAUUUAAAGACUUCUACUUUAAUAUAAUAAUACUUCUUUACAACAGAUUUCUUAACGAUAAAAUAAUGACAGUAAUUAGCGGGCUUAUGAAAAUAACAAUGAUCACAUUCUUAGUUGCUUUUUUAUAUUGACAGUCAGUCCGAAGGUGCGACAGGGAAAUACGGAACCUAUGGGACAUUAUAGAACUGAACUCCCUGCAUGUAACAAAGCAGACAAAUCGUAGCAUGUAACAAAGCAGACAAAUCCUAGCUAUAGCAAAGCAGACAAAUCCUAGCAUGUAUCAAAGCAGACAAAUCCUAGCUAUAACAAAGCAGACAAAUCCUAGCAUGUAGCAUAGCAGGCAAAACACUUAUUAGUGUCACAACAAUGUAUUCGACUGUGUUCAUUUUCUGACACGCUCAUUGAGAUUUAUGCCAUGCGCAGUUUCAACAUUCCACAUGGACUUAAAAUCGAUGCCAAUGACACAAUCUGGACGACAGAUGUUGGAAGACAUCAGGUGGGUCAAACAGUUUCUGUCCCAUCACCUGUGUAGGUGGAUCGUUUAAAAAGAACACACCAUUAUUAUAGUCAUUACACUGUUAUUGCAUGUCAUAACUUGAAGUUUGGACGCGUGCAUCGCAAAUUUUAGCCCUAAGAAUCUUAACAAUAGAAGCACUAAUGGUGCUGAGUCUUGGUCUUAAGUCCUGUACCAAUCGGGAUCUCGAUAAUCGCUAAAGCUAAUGGUGUGUUGAACGUCACAGGUUUUCAGAUUCCCAAAAGGCGCCACCCAGCCUGACCUAGUUCUGGGAGAGAAGUUUGUUCCGGGCGAUGACGAGCGCCACUUCUGCAAACCUGCUGACGUCACGUUUGGCAGAAAUGGCGAAUUUUUCGUGGCAGAUGGGUAUUACUCAAUUUUAAGAAAAAAAAUGUUAAAUUAAAAUUAAAUAUUCUUAAGUAAUUUUUUUAAAACAAAAUUAAUGUUUCAUUAUUUUAUUUAUUUUUAAAGUACACAUUUCACUUUCAGACUUUCACAAAUAUUACAUCGCUUCUAAAGAGAUACUUUGCAUUCCCUAAGUUUACUUUUUGCUUCAGCUACUGCAACAGCCGCAUUUUAAAGUUUUCCCGAGAUGGUUAUUUGCUCUUCAAGUGGGGAGUUCAUUUGGAUAAUGGUGUGUUGCAUAAUGGUUGUGUUGGAUAGUGGCGCUUGGAUAAUGCUUGUGUUGUUUAAUGGCUGUGUUGUCAAGUAAGGGAGGUCAUUAAUAAUUAUUGCGAAUGAAUUUUAUGUUUCAUUACGCGAGGUGUGUGUUUGAGAGUUUUAUUAGUUAGUGAAAGCUCUUCCCGCGCUUGACUCUGUGACGUAUUUUGAUGCUCAUUAUGACGUAUUGUCUAGUCUGUUUUGUGAAGCACGUUGUAUUCGUCGGGCAGUCGUGGAAGGAACUUUGUGGAAGGAGGUUGUGUCCUAUUUUUAAAUGCGUUAUAUGCACGUGUUUAUGAAAUUUACAGCCUGUGUAUAUAGUUUGAUAUUAAAGUUAAAUUUAUUGUGAUAAAUGACUUGAGCUGAUUCAGUGCUAGUACGACGAAUUACAAAGUGUGAAAGAACUGGAUGACUUAACCAAUCUAGUAGAAACAGGAGUUUAAGAGGUUAGGAGGUUGACAGGUGUAUUGGUGUAUGUGGCCACUAUAAUAUCUCUACACAAUAUUCUUUUUUUUUUUUUUUAAAUUUUGUCGUUGAUAAACUUAAUUUGAUAAAUGCAGUGCCGACCAACCAAAUAUUAAUAUUAUCACCAAGAAUGGCGUGGACAGGAAUGAGCGAUUACAAUUAAUGGAAAGAUUACUUCCCUUAGUCUAGCAGCCAUCCAAAGUAAAUGAUAUUACAAAGUUGAAUUCUUGUUUUCAGAAGAAAAUAUUUGUAUUAUUCUGCUUUAAAAAUUCUGCUUCUGAUAUUAAAACACAAAAUUGUGCGGUUUUUUUUGUUGUUUUUUUUGCAGCUACGAGCGCAUUAAACCCGUACACACUAAACACACCUCACAGUUUAACCUACAUAGAGAAAGAGGACCUCAUAUGUGUGGCGGAUAGAGAACACAGCAGGUAAAGUGUACGGGACAUUGUAAAUAGAUGGGAAAAACACAUUCUAUAAAAUAGAUAGAGCUAAGAUUUGGCUGUAGCACCAAAGAAACAAAAGCCACGCAGAUGGUUACAGAUGCGAUUUCAGAAAUGUUCUCAAAAUAUCAACACGAUAGAGUAGUGACUUUUCAAAGUAUGAUCGGUUGUAUGGCUGAGCAAUCUCCCCGAGUCUUAGCUCUUCACGCACUCUCCAGUCCAUUGUGCAGCUAUUGAUUACGUAUGUGUACAUAAAAAUAGCCCAGGAGAUGACCGUUGCACAUUCCUUGGGGCUUAACGUGUGUUCACAUGACACUAUCAAAUUACUGCACACACUGUCUUACGUACACACGUACACACAGCUGUUUAGGUUGAUCUCUUGCGGCUACCAUUUCAGAGCACUCUGUUACAAUGGUGGGUACACAAAUGGACUGUCCCUGGGCAGCUACAACAGAACUUUGGUCGGCGUCAAUGAGACGGGAAAAGUGUUUGCUAUAUACUACAAUAAAGCAGGUCAGUGGAUAUUCAGCCAUACAUUACGUCAGUGCAUUUUUUUUUAUUAGCCGGAAAUUAAUUCAGUAGAUUCCAGUGGACUUAAGUCUAAAGUGUAAAGUAGUGUCAUUAAAUUGCAGUGGUCAGUAGCAACAAGAGGCGAUAGAUGAAACCAUUAUCAAGAAUCAAAGGUUUCGCUGUGAAUAAUUUAUAUUAAAACAUGUUAAAAUUCUAGGCUCUAUCAAAACGCUAACUGUAUACAUUUUUCUAAAUAAUGCGAAAAAAUCUUUUACAUUGUUAACAUUUCAGCCAAUGAAAUUGUCACAGCUGGAGAAAUUUCCCGUGAGCCUUUUCUGGUCAACGGUCAACUAAUUUAUCCACCAAGAGCCUUCAGUUACAGCCUCAGUGGUCAGAAAUUAUCUUCAUGGGCGAACAUUACACAGGUAGGUAGUCAGUGGAAAAUCCAAAGGGCGAAAAUUAUACAAGUAGGUAGCCAGUGGGAAAUCCGAUGGGCGAACAUUGCACAGGUAGGUAGCUAUUGGUAAAUCAGAUGGGCGAACAUUGCACAGGUAGGUAGCCAGUGGGAAAUCGUGGAAAAUUAACUAUGUAUAAAUGAAUUGUUGCAACAUGACACAAGGUCUAGAUUAAGACAGAAAACCACCCCAGGAAGAUCACACAGACCAAAAAAGACUCAAAAGACUAAAAAUACCAAAAUGACCACAAAGCCCCAAAAAGACCACAAAGACCAAAAGGACCACAACGACCAAAAAGACCACAAAGCAUCAUAAAAGGGUUGCACAAAUAGGCAUACACAUUUUUUUAAACCUGCAAAGAACAAAAAGACUACAAAGAACAAAAGGACCACAAAGAACAAAAAGACCCCCCCCCCCCCCAAAAAAAAAAUACCACAAAAACGCAUUAAAGUCUUGUACAAAUAGGCAUACACUUUUUAAAAAAAAAAAACCUUGCUGUGGUUGAUAAUGAACGUUGGCGUGGAAGCAACCCAAUAAUAAAACCAGUCGCUGAAAAUUAAAGUGAAUCUUCAAAUUAUUUACAGUCCUCGUGUAUAAAAAUCAUUUAAGUUGUAUUUUGUACAAAGCUCGACACGUGCCCAGCUCCCUCACAACCUCACUUACUAACUAUUCGUAUUUUUUACAUUGAAAUUUGCCAUUAACGACUGGUCACAUCACUAAAAAGAAAAGUUUCCCAUAUGGAAGACGUCUUUCUGACGGUUUUUUAAAUUUUGCUUUCACUUUUAGACACCCACAUAUCAUAUUAAAAGGGAUACAUAUUAUUGGAUAUAUUUUAGCGUUAGGCAAUGAAAUGCUGGGUGGACUUGGACCAGGGAUAUUAAAAUGGUAUUUUUUUACAAACCGGUUUUCGGUUUUAAAAAUGCGUUAAUUCCGGUUUAAAACCGAAUUUUUGUACAAACCAAUGAACAGUGUGUACAACAAGGCAAUAUUUUGACAUAGUUUUAUAAGCCCUUAAGCGGAAGUAAAAAUCUUGUUUUGUCAGUAUCACUACUCCACUGCCUCUCCUGUGUGAUAAUGAUGUCAUGUUUUGGAUGAAGAAAAGCAAAGCCCAGGGCAGCGCAUGGUAGUUCCUACACCAAACCCGAGACAGCGUGUGGCAUUUGCCACCCCAAACACCAGGGCAGCGCGUGGUAGUUCCUACACCAAACCCGAGACAGCGUGUGGCAUUUGCCACCCCAAACCCCAGGGCAGCGCGUGGUAGUUCCUACACCAAACCCGAGACAGCGUGUGGCAUUUGCCACCCCAAACACCAGGGCAGCGCGUGGUAGUUCCUACACCAAACCCGUGACAGCGUGUGGCAUUUCCCACACCAAACCGCAGGGCAGCAUGUGGUAGUUGUUGCUCAGGCAUCAGAUUUGUUUAUAUGAACAGCCAUAUUUUCAAACAUUUUAUGAUGGUGUUAAUUUAUAAAAUGUAUUUAUUCUCUGGACUGACUUCAAGCUUGAACUGAACCACAUUAGUUAAAUAUAAAAUAAAUGCAGCAAUGGCAACCAUGAUUACUGAAUCUUUACUGUGGUGUGACAUCUGUACUCACGCCAACGUGUCAAUUGAUAGCAGACCACUACACACGUGCUAUAACAAAGCAAUCUCACAUUUCAUAUAAAAUACAUUCAACUAUUUUUGGAAGUGACCUUCCUCUAUCCAACUCACUAACCCUGUUAAAGUUUGCAGUGCGGUUUGACAAGACAUGCCAGUCACUAUUGCUUAUACUUACUGUUAGUUUAUUAUUGUGUUUAUUAAAAAAUAUAAAUUUCUGGAUUAUUUUAAUCAUGAUAAAAAAAUAAUCAUUAACCGGUCUUCAAUUUCAAAAAAAAACAACAACAACAAACAAACGGGAAACCUUUGUUUGUUCGGUAUCCUUAAUUUGGAAUGGUCUUCCUUCAUGUUUACUGUUCUACAGGUUGUGGCGAAAGCUGGGCCUUCCUUGAUACAUGACCUCUGUACAUCCAAAGAUGGGCAGGACGUAUUUCUCGGGGAUAUCGUGCAACAUAAGGUCUUCAAAUACACCAGGCGUCCAAUCAGCGUUGUGGGAUGAGAACGAUACAUUUCGAUCAACAUGUUUUACCGUGAUACCCAUUGUCAUUCUGUUUCUGGAAACAAAUUUAAUUAUUUUUUUUUUUGUGUGUUGCAUUGACAAAUUUAACAUCAUUAACAGUUUUCGAGAAAAAAUAUUAAUUCUCUUAUAUUAAAUCUUAUUAUUGUCAUCA